AUGUUUAUUCGUAAUAACUGUUCAAACAGUUUUGCCGAGUAUUUAUUAAGCUCUUGUGAUAUGGGACACUUUGAUAGAGUUUAUGGAGUAGAAAAGGAAAAAACUAAAAUUAUUAUUGAAGAUGAUGAUAUACUUGUUGUGUUUCAUGUAGAUAACUUUGAUUUAAUAUUUUCCUAUAAAAGGAUGAAGGUUGUACGAGCUGUUUUUACAAAUCAACAUUAUACAGCAACUGGUUUCACAUUUAAAAAACAAAAACUUGUAUUACAAAAGUUCACAGUAUUUGAUAAUGUAAUAUUUAAUAUGGACGACGGAUUCUGUUAUGAAUCUGUUUUUAACACAAUAACAAGUAUUGACCCUUUUGAUGAUGAGAAUGUUUAUAGUUGUUGGGCUUUUCAGUCACAUCCCUCAAAAGACGGUUUUUUUAAUAAUCCAAUUAGAAACCCAGAUGGACACGUAAAUGACUACACUUCAAUGUCAAAGUAUCGUACUGUAAGUCUAGAUCCCUAUGUGAUAAAUUCAAACGAAGGUCUUUUACAAGUUCUGAUGAUGCUAGAUUCAAAGUAUCCAAAAGACAAAAUGAUAAUGCUUAAGGUUGAUGUAAACAUUUUUCAAAGAGUUUACAAGAUUAUUCAACUGUCUCAUAAUUAUACUAAUUUUAAACACUAUUCACAAAGAUUUAUCUGUGUAAACGGUUUCUGGCACGUUUAUAAAAUGGGAUCAAUUGUAACUUGGAGACUAUUUGGAAAAAACUAUUUAUUGCGCUUAUUGAAAGCUGCUUAUCCCAAUGUGACCAGCUAUCUUGAAAAAUCAAUGGGUUUACAACAACUAACUGAUAUAAUUAAUGUUGUUUCUCUUGCUUACUACACUCUACCUGAUGAUUGUUAUGUUAGAACUACUACGAUAGCUGCCAAAAACUUUACAAUUCUUUUUGAGACAAUUUUACCAGCCCUUAGAAGUUAUUAUUAUGCAUUGAGAGUUGGAAAUUGGAAUGAAUUUUCAUUAUCUAGAGAUGUAUUAACAUACCUAUUUAUUUUGGGAAAACAUAACUUGUAUAGGAAUGCAGAAAUAUUCCAAUCUUUGUUAUUUGAAUUUUGGAAGAAGAAGUCCAAAACGUUUCAUGACUUUUUUACGGAAAAUUUUACUAUGUUCUCCGAAGAAAUUGGAGAAAUUGCAUUUGGGGUUAUGGCUGCGAAUUCCAAAAAUUAUACUGAAGAUAAGAUUUUAGAUUACAAAAAUAAGAAAUUUGUAAUGCUAAACAAGACGUUAGAAUUGAAUGAAGUUUACAAGGGAAAAUGCAUUCAUGGUUAUGAUGGAUUAUCUGUCAAUUCAUCAGAAGUUAUUGCCUGUAGAAAUGAAUUGAAAUUGAUUAUUGACGAAUUGAACAAUGAUAUUUUCAAGGUACAAGAUGUAACAAUUACUAGAAAACAAUACAAGCUGAAGGAUACUUUAGUUGAAUUAGAUGUGAACAAAGAGGAAAAAUUGUUUUUAGAUGAUACUGUUUUGGAGUUUAACAGAUCCUUCAUCAAAGCAAGGAAAAACUUUAACAACAAGAAAAAGACAAAUGGUUUUAACGAGGUUCUUAGAGCUAUGGAUUUAAAAUUAACUGGAACAAAUUGA
This is a messenger RNA of Naegleria gruberi, 1617 nucleotides long. RefSeq lists its product as uncharacterized. The coding region runs from base 1 to 1617 and encodes 538 amino acids. The record is from RefSeq and is a predicted model, not a curated record. The transcript has 3 exons. Lineage: Eukaryota; Heterolobosea; Eutetramitea; Acrasida; Naegleriidae.